AUGGCAAAAAAGAGAAAGGCCCCGUCCGGUGGCGCAUCCAGAGACAAUGUCGCAGACGAUUCGAACAAACGCACAAAGAUGCGCAUCAAGACCUACGAAGAUGUGGCGGGCUCCGACGACGAAUUCCACAUCAACCGCGACAAAAUCAUGCUCGACGAUGGGCCCGAGGCAAAGAGGAGGAGAAAAGUCCAAGAAGAUGAGGAAUUUCUGCAACAGUCCGACGAGGAAGUUUUAGGAUACUCGAGUCCUUCGGAAGCUGAAGAUGACGAUGAGGAUGGCUAUGAAGAGGAAGAGCUUGAACAAGCACCGGCUAAGAAGUCAAGGAAGGAUGCACAGGACGAGGAAGAUGAUGAGGAUAUGGGCGCAUGGGGUGAAUCCAAGCAAGACUACUACAAUGCCGACGCCAUCGAGACAGAGCAGGAUGCACUGGACGAAGAGAAGGAAGCUUUGCGCUUGCAAAAGAAGCAAUUGCAGGCCAUGAGCGCUGCCGAUUUCGGAUUCGACGAGGCCGAUUGGCAACAAGAAGACGAGAACGCAGACCAAGAUGGCGACGUCGUCACAGAAGUGCUGCCUCAACUCGAGCUGGAUGACAACUUGGCCCCUACCGAGCGCCUCAAGCUACUCAAGACACGCUACCCAGAGUUUGAGCCUCUGAGCAAGGAGCUGCUCGCUCUGCACCAGACAUACCAGGAUCUUUCGUCUGUGGAAUCGCCAAAUCUCGCUGUUCAAACCAAACAGCAAGCCGCUGCCGCCUACCUCGCCUCUCUCACCAUGUACUUUGCCCUUCUCACAUCUACCGCUCAGGACAAGCAAACAAAAGGCCUCGCUCUAUCUGCAGCUACUAUCCGCGACCACCCCGUCAUGGAAAGUCUGAUCCAAUGUCGCGAUCUCUGGUCACGCCUCAGAGACCUCCCCGAAGACGACUCAGAAGACGAGGAAUCUGCCCUAGACGAAGCCGAAGACGAGGAAAUGAGCGAAUCAGAGGAAGAACAAGCCCCCGUCACCAUCCUGCCCAAGAAAGUCAAGAAAACAGCUGCAGAGCGUGCCGCAGACGCAGCAACAGCAGCAACAGAAGCCCGCCGCGCCGAACGCCUGCGCAAGACUGAAGCAGACUUUGGCGACCUGGACGCCCUCCUCACUUCUCGCCCCAAGAAAUCUUCUUCCAGCAAGAAGAAGUCUCAAACAGCAGCAGACGAGAACGAUUCAGACCUCGGCGAAGACACUUUCCUCACAGCCGAAGAGCUCGCCGAAAAAGCCAAGCGCAAAAAGUCCCUCCGCUUCUACACCUCUCAAAUCGCGCAAAAGGCAAACAAGCGCGGUGCAAAGGUACAAGGUGGAGACGAAGAUGUACCACACAGAGAGCGUCUGCGCGACAGACAAGCCCGCCUCAACGCCGAAGCAGAAGCAAGAGGCAAACGCUUCGACCGCGACACCCUGGGCGAAGACAGCGAAGACGAGCACGACCGCGCCGUUGCCCGCGACGUGCGCGGCGAGAAGAACCUCGACAGCGAUGAAGACUACUACGACAUGGUGGCCUCCAAAGCCGCAAAGAAGAAAUCCGACAAAGCAGCCGAAGCAGCCGCAUUCAGAGAAGCAGCAGCUUCAGGCGGCAGAGUCAUUGAAAAGGAGGAAGUGGGUCCUGACGGCAAGAGAGCCAUCACCUACGCAAUCGAAAAGAACAAGGGUCUCACGCCGCACAGAAAGAAGGAUGUGCGCAACCCGCGUGUCAAGAAGCGCAAGAAGUUUGAGGAGAAGAAGAAGAAGCUUGCUUCCAUCAAGCCUGUCUACAAGGGCGGCGAAGGUAGAGGUGGCUAUGGUGGUGAACUCACAGGUAUCAAAAAGGGACUGGUCAGGAGUACAAAGCUCUGA
Molecule: messenger RNA, 1869 nt
Organism: Aureobasidium melanogenum CBS 110374
Lineage: Eukaryota; Fungi; Ascomycota; Dothideomycetes; Dothideales; Saccotheciaceae
Exons: 2
Coding region: 1-1869 (622 amino acids)
Biological process (GO): maturation of SSU-rRNA from tricistronic rRNA transcript (SSU-rRNA, 5.8S rRNA, LSU-rRNA)
Cellular component (GO): small-subunit processome; nucleolus
Source: RefSeq, a predicted model, not a curated record